UUAAAGGGUGAGGACCUGGGUUCGAGUCUCACCAACAACCUAAUUAUGGAGUCAGAGAGGACUCAUAAUGGAGGGGUUGGGGUCGGUGCGCUGCAGCGCUGUGAACCUAGGUUCCUAGUGAGAGGAUGUGUUGUCACAAAAAAAGUUGUGACAACUCAUCCUGGAGGAGUGUUGUUAAAGGGUGAGGACCUGGGUUCGAGUCUCACCAACAACCUAAUUAUGGAGUCAGAGAGGACUCAUAAUGGAAGGGUUGGGGUCGGUGCGCUGCAGCGCUGUGAACCUAGGUUUCUAGUGAGAGGAUGGGUUGUCACAUAUAUGAAAAUAUUUUAUUAUAUUAAAGCAAAAUAGAUAUAUUGGCUAAACUAUAUCUAGCUACCACCUAUUACUUCCAACGGAAUAGUAGUGUUUUGUUUUUUUGAACUUUUGAAAUAGUAGUGUUUUAAUACAAAAUUAUCUUAAUCAUCAAAUGUGAGACUCUUCUCUUGUUAUGACUUAGUUAUAUAACACAUUUAUGUCUAAAUAUUUUUUAAUCUACGUGCUGUGUGUUUCAAUUAAUUUAUUAUGUAAAUAGGAUAUGCAUGUGAAGAAUCUCUAUCAUGAGUACGACUAAAUUAGCGUCGUCUCUUUGCAUAAUUACGCCUUGUUAACGUUUUCACAUUCGUUUGAACUUUGAUUAUACAAAACUCUCAGUAAAUGUUUUUUUUUUUACAAAUAACAUUUUGGAAAAAAAACAAAUGUUGAAAAUUCUUGUCAUCUUUAACCGCGAACUUGAACUACAUGCAUUUGAAACAACAACACAAUUAAAUAAUUUCUUCGGUACUAUGAUAUUCUCUUUUUCGGGGAAAGAGUUUAUUUCUUCGAUAUAUCCACCUUGAUUCUAUUUAUUUAGUUGCUUUGCCUUAUUAUGGGACAGCCAAAAAUCAUGUCUUUAUUUUGUUUUAGAAAAAAAAAUCUUUAAAACAUCACAACUAGGUUUUUGACGACCAAGUAUUUUUUAACAUAUAAGCCAUUUCUCAAAAAAAGGAAGAAGUAUUUCUUAACAUACACUCAUUCAAAUCUGGAAAAUCAAUUUAGCUUUCAACGAUCAAUAUUAGUAUAUUGUUAAUAAUUAUGAACCAAAAUCUUCUUAUUUACACACAUUAAAUUUAAACAUCAAGAUAUAGAACACGUGAAGCUAUAAGUUUUUUUUUCUUACAAGACGUCCAUGAAUUGACGAGAUAGUUCUAAAAGACUAGCUACUAGUAUUAUUUUUUAUUUGAUGAAUAUUCAAGUAAAAUAAAGCGUACCCAUUUCACAAUUCACACUACAUAGUGACUUACAUGCAUUGAUCCUCUACUAAAAAGAAACCCUUUUUCUUUAGUUUUCCAAAUACCAAUCUCUUCUUUUUCUCAACUUUUUCUUUCUUGUCUUUUUCUUCUUCCCUGAUAGAAACUUUCUUCAGUCAAAAAUUAAGAGCUUUAAAUUAAAACUUCCACUAAGGUUUAUAUACAUACUCCUCAUAUAUAUAUAUAUAUAGAUUCACACACUUUGUUUUCUCUUCUCUCUUAACAGCUUAAAAAUGGCAUCAAAAGGAAAGAAACCAAUAAGAGGAGCACCUACAAGAAGAAUAAAAAGAAUCAAGAACCCAUCUUCUCCAUGUAGUAUCAACAGUGAAGUCACUUCAACGUCAUCAUCUACUUCAAUAUCCUCAACCGCUACGUCAACGUCGCCCAGUGGAUGUUGUACUCCGAUAUCUAAGAAGUCACGAAUACCUGAGAUGCUCACGUGCCCGCCAGCUCCGAAGAAGCAAAGGGUGGCGCAAAACUUUGCUCUGAGGAGGAGACAAAUCUCUUUCUUUGCUCCUCCAGAUGUAGAGCUCUUCUUUGUUUUUGCACUUGGUCAUAAUCAUGGUCAAGAAAACGAUAAAUAAGUUAAGUUUUAUAAUUAGGGUUCUGUGGUCAUAACCAUGGUAUAAUCAAUCUCAAGCUUCUAGUUGGAUUCAAAUGCAAUAACUGAAGGUAUAUUAAGAGAGUUUACUAGCAUAGUGUGAUACUGUGAUUUUUGGCUUCUUUUUUCUUCUAUCUGUCUUUUUCCCCUCUUUGGUUCUUUUUUUUUGGUUGGGUGAUUUUGAAUUUGUGGUAGGGUAUUAUAAUUCAUCAAAUACCCUAUCUCUUUUUUAAUUAGUUAUAUUGUAACUUUUGUUUAUGGGUUCUGUAAUUGAAUGAUGCUUGCUAACAUUUCGGGCUUGAUAGCUUUGCAUUUUGCUUGUAUUUUGGUUUAAUCUAGUUACUAAGUUGGGCAUACUUUAUUUGUUUUUCUCAUAUAAGAAAAUACUUCUUAAAUAUAUUUUCUUUUAUAAUGUGUACAUGAAAAUUCAUAUGAUGAAGUGACAACACUUUUAUCAGAUUGAUGGCUUAAAUUCAAAACUUUUGAUCCGAGUUGUGUUAAAUUAUAUAGAAAAUCAAAAGUUGAUAUAAGCAAAAAAAUAGUUGAUGGAGAAUAAAAUAUGCAUACAAAAGUUUUAGAUAUAAUCCAAAGUUAUUAAAAAAGUUAAUCUAUUAUGUUGUCGUUUUGAUAAAUAACUAUGCAAGUCUGAUGUUAUAGAAAAAAACUAUGCAAGUCUAUUUGGAAUGUUUUUUUUUAAUUCGGGGUGUAUCGGGUGUAUCUGAACCUGAAAGCCGCCCUACUUAAUUUUGAGGUUCGGUCUACCGGUUACAGACAAGCAACGUUCGCUUAUGGCAACAAAAUAUUUUUAAAAAUUGAAGGCAUCUUUUAUUACUAUAGGCAUAAUUUUAUAAGAAUUUGAAUUACAAAGCACUAUAAUAAUUAGGAUUUUGAAAACAUGGACUUAUAAAUAUAUAUGGGUUUCCUAAGCAUGUAUACAAUUGUUAAUUGUUUAAAAUAAUAGUAAUUAGAAGUUGGAUUAUAGUUUUCAAUGCUUUUUAAAAUAUUGAAAAAUAAAGUUGAUAAUUUUUUAUAUUUUAUCAGUUAUGGCAUAUAAACAUUUAGUAGCUUAAUUAUCUUAUUUAAAAAUUUAGUUAAAAAUAAUAAUAAUAAUCUUUGAAGUAGUAUUUUUUUAAAAAAAUCUUGUUGUAUAAUUAAUAUUUUGUUACUUAAUUUCAUUAUUAUAGCUAUUAUAAUAUUUAUUUUUAUUAUAAUUUUUUCAUAAUUCAUUUAUGACAACCAAAAAUGGUCGCACAGUUCUACAGAUAAAGCUCAGUUGCUCUGCAUGACAACUAAAUAUUCACGCCGUCUAAUCAUAUAAAUGAAUAAAUUUAGGCCGUAGAUUUCAAAUCCAUAGUGUUUAAUACCUUUCGAAUCCGCGGUACCAUCCAAUCACACCCGUGCGGUUGUCUAUUUGGAACUUAGUUAGUGAAAACGAUAGAGGAUAUGUUCAAGGCAUAACCAAAGUGUCCGAGCAUACGAUAUCAUCGUCCAAAGGAAUCCAAUGAAAAGACUUGUGCGGCUUUUUCACCAUUUUUCUCUUUUCCAAAAUUUUCCUUCUUUUUAGAAACAUAAUUAAUAAUUACAAGCUAUAACGAACUUAUAUAAUUAUAUGUAUAUAAUGGAGUAGGUAAGAAGACGACACAAUAGCUUAGCUAUGAUAAUAUUUACGUAGUUUAAUAAAAAAUGAUUCCCCCCAUCAUUUUUUUUAUGUUAAUAUAUAUUCAAACUUCAACAAUGUUUUUAUGAACAUUGACUUCAAUAAUCUAUUAUUAUUAUUUUACAUAGGACUCUGGUGCUGGAGACGGUGUUUGUGUAUAGGAAUAGUAAUAAGGUUGAGUGCACUGUGUUGGAGAAGGAGAUGAUGAGGAGAAAGAUGAAAGCUUGGAAGAAAAAAGAAGUGAUUUUUUUUUUUUUUUUUUUUUUUGCUAACAGAAAGGUGUGGAAGUUUCGCAGGAGGUGAGUUUGGAGAAGUCAUUGGUGUUCUUUGAGAAACCUAAGUUUGAUAGUAUAUCUAAAGUAAAGGGUCCAGAGAAGAAGUUGGAACUCUGUUGAAUCUAUGGACUUUGAUGAUAAGAUCCAUAAAAUCAAAGCAAUGGCUAGGCUACUUUAGAGGUGGUUUCCGGCCAAAUAUAAGGAAAUUGUAUCAAGAUAAAGUUAUCUGGAUCCAUUUAUGUCUCUCAAGUACUGUGUAGAGCUUAGUGUGGCAGAAAAAACUGAUAAAGUUGUUUUCGUGGGCUUCAAUGGGGAGAUGACAAAACUAACUAACAUUAGAGCUGCUGAGGCAUCUUCUGGUGAGACUGAACUCUGAACAGAUAGGCUGCAGGUGUUGAGAACCAUGUAGACAUCCAGCUCCCUUUGUUCAUUGCCGCUCUUGUGGGGAAGACUUAAAUUUUCCAGUUGAGGUUGUCUCAUUUUACCAUGAAUAACGACUACUGACAGUCAUCGGCAAAUUUUUCAUCCUCCGAAUGUUUUCUUAUUUAGGUUAGCUUUAUUUUGAUAUCGUUUUGGCAUACAACAUUACUCUAUUUUCUAUAAAAAAAAUGCAAAUUCAUGAUAGGAAAAUAAUUACUGUUACAACAUAUACAAAGAAAGACAUGAUGUUAGUAGGAAGAUUAAAACGUGGCACUACUCCAAUAGAGAGCAAUCAAAAUAAACCAUAUCACAUAUAAUCUUUUCUCUAAUCAACUUCUCACCUAAAACAUUUUUUUAAGUAUUUACUAGAUAUUAACCCACACAUCAGUACAGAUAUAUUUAUAUUUUUAAAUUAAUAUUUAAAAUAUAAAAUAUGUUAUAAAAAUAUAUAUCUAAUAUCAAUUUUAUGUAUAUUUUGUUUUAUAUAAAAAUUUAAUCUGAUAAUUUAAAAAGAAUUGAGUUAUACUAUUUAAUUUCAAAAUUAGUUGGUCUAACAUAAACUUGUAUAUGGUAGGAAAAAAAUAGGACUCUAUUUUAAUAGAGUAUAUAAAAGUCAAAUUAUAUAUCAUAAAAAAUAAAAAUAAAAAUAACAAAACCGAAAAGUAUAUAUAUUCAAAAUAAUUUUCAAAAAUUGAGAAUAAACUAAAUAAUAAUUUUUCUUUAAUUUAUGCCGGCUUACCCUAGUAUAAAAUAUAUGUUUGUUUAAUUUUUUUUUAUAAUUAUUACAGUAUUUUUGAUAAAUCAAACAUAUUUAAUUAUUAUUUUAAAAAAAAUAAAUUUUGAUGUGACUGCAAUACAUAAAGUGACUUUUCAAAUAAUAUCUUAGAGAUUAAUGGUAUUAAUGGUUAUUGAAAAGUGAAUGAAUCAUUACCAAAGAGUAAAACAAGAGAGAAACUAACAAAUCAGAAAACAAAACUGGCAAACAAACAAUUGCGUUAUACAAGAAACGGCCACUUCGCUGAAUAAAAAUCCAUCUAAGGAUACAAUCAAAGAACAAUAAGUUAACAAUGAUUAUAAACCUACAAAAGAUUCCUAUAAGAAUGAAAGUAUCGUGGAAUAUGCAACAACAUCCGAAUCAGAAGAUAAAUCUAAAUACAUUUUCUCUUUUUGUUUUCGGCCAAUUUACUUCAACAUUAAAGCUUUGAUCUAGUGCUAACAAUUUGGUAUCAGAGCUUUAUUAUGGAGUGGAAGCUUUGAUACCAAAUGUUAGAUCUAGAUCAAAGUUUCAAAGUAGAAGUUAAUUGGCAGAAUGAGCUACGGUUUUCGUCAAUCAAUUUGAACAUUUUUAUAUACACAAUGAAGGUUCAACUGUAUCCACAAAACGAUCCUUCAAAAAAGGAAUUCAAAGAUAUUUUCAAUAAAUCUAGGACUACUAGAAAUGGACCGAUUCUUACUCGUUAAAUCAUGAAAAAAAGGUAACCAAAUAUCUACUAUCUUUCAGAAUAUACUCUAAACAUAAACGAAGAUCAUCCAUUUAUGUUUAGCACAUCUCUUCCCAAUAAAUGAAAUUCAAGGAAUAGAUAAACGAUUGUAAACGGAAACAAACAAUCAAGACCAUGCAAAAUAAAAUCUUCCGUUUAUGUUAAGCAUGCUUUCAUUGACCUUUAUCACUGAAUGUUGCUUUUUAUAGAUUUGCGAUAAAUUAUCGCUAGCAUGGACCAAUAGGAUACAUACUGAGAGUAAGAUGACUUUAUGGGGGAAGAGAUAAUAGAGACGAGGUGAAGGUAUCGGAGGCGCCAUGAAGGAUACUCCCGACCAAACAAAGAUAGAUUAGCAAAUUUAUGUCUCAAUUAACUCCAAACUUACUAAUUAGUAAAUAAGAAAUUAAUAAUUAACAAAAGGCCUAUUCUCAAUAAAAACAAAGUUUUAUACACAACAUUAACACAUCAUCUUUCAAAGUUCUAUUUAAUACCCACAAUCAUCACUUUAGUGAAAACCUCAAAAUUUUACAAACAACAAUAGAAAAAAGAAAAAAGAAAACACACACAGCACAUGACAAUGUUUUUUUCUUUUUUUCUUUUUCAUACAAAUCAUUAGCUAAAGCUAGAAUCCCACUUCUUUUUCUUGAAUAAAAGAGGAAUGACUAUCUUAAAACACACUCUCUCAGUCAGUGGGAUCUAUCUAUCAAUACCUUUCUCUGCUUCUGCUAACUGAUCUCCAUAAUCUUCUAACAAGUAAUCACAAAUCUCCAGCAACUGAUCUGCCAAAGGCUGUAUCCCUGGGUUACGCCCAUUGUUGUUAUAAAGAUGAGCAUUGAGCUGGAUCUGCCACACAUCGUGUCUAAACUGCUCGCGGUUUCUGUACUCUAUCUUCCGUACCUUAUCCCUGAUUGUCGACAGAUCCAUCGGGCGUUUCACUAUAUCAAAAUAUAGUCUGGAGCAUCCUUCUUCGAAACCGGUUUCAAGAAGAGCCCUCACACUUCUUCUUUGAGUCUUAGUGUGUCCACUAUGGUUUCCAAGAUGUUUGCUAGCCCAACCUGUUUGUAUAGGCGAGAGAGAGAACACACAGAGAUGAGUUGAAACUUAAUAUGUAACGCACAUGAACUG
Molecule: messenger RNA, 6884 nt
Organism: Brassica rapa (field mustard)
Lineage: Eukaryota; Viridiplantae; Streptophyta; Magnoliopsida; Brassicales; Brassicaceae
Product: cyclin-dependent protein kinase inhibitor SMR9-like
Biological process (GO): regulation of DNA endoreduplication
Cellular component (GO): nucleus
Source: RefSeq, a predicted model, not a curated record